Dromiciops gliroides (monito del monte) is the source of this 2252-nucleotide messenger RNA. RefSeq names its product G protein-coupled receptor 62 (gene GPR62). Gene Ontology annotation, molecular function: G protein-coupled receptor activity. The transcript has 2 exons. Gene Ontology annotation, biological process: G protein-coupled receptor signaling pathway. The record is from RefSeq and is a predicted model, not a curated record. Gene Ontology annotation, cellular component: signaling receptor complex; plasma membrane; endosome. The coding region runs from base 334 to 1431 and encodes 365 amino acids. Lineage: Eukaryota; Metazoa; Chordata; Mammalia; Microbiotheria; Microbiotheriidae.
CUCCGGGGAAGAGCGGCUGCAGCCCCGGCUGGAGGGGGGCAAAGAUGAGCCCGCAGGGCCCGGCAGUGGCCCCCAGGGACACACCAGCUCCUGCUCCCCCCUGCCUCUUCCUGGGCAGGGGAUGAGACAGAAACUGAGGUCCAGAGAAGGCUGGCAACUUGUCCAUGGUGAUGAAGCCUCGUAAGUAUCAGAACAGAGUCCUGAACCCAGAUCCCAUGGCUCCAUUUCCAGAGCUUUUUCCCUCCCAAAUCACUUUCCCUUAGUCUCCCCAGUUCAAGGGCAGGACACAGGCCACUUGGAUUCCCAGGGCCAUGGCAUAGCCCUUGGGGGCAGAUGGCCAACAGGACUGAGCUAAAUGAGACUUUGGGGGCAGGGUCCCCAUCAUCCCGCCUGGUCGGACUCAUCCCGGCUGCCUUCCUGGAGGUGGUGACCCUUCUGGCCAAUGGAACCAUGCUGGUUGUUCUCCUCCGCACCCCUGCCCUCCGAAAAGCCAUCUACCUUGCCCACCUCUGCCUGGUGGACCUUUUGGCUGCGGUCUCUGUGAUGCCCCUGGGCCUGCUGGCGGCCCCACCGGGCCUGGGAACUGUGUACCUGAGCCGGGGCCAGUGCAGAGCUGCCCGCUUUGUCACCGCCACCUUGGUGUCAGCCUGCACCCUGACUCUGGCUGCUCUGGGCCUAGAGCGCUACCGCUACAUCCUGCACCCGCUGAGACCCCGGCCACGGCCCCCACCAGCCUUGGUGCUGGGGGGCGUGUGGGGCGUGUCUGGCCUCCUGGGGGGGCUUUCCCUCCUGGGCCGGCCUCCUCCAAACUGCUCCCUGGUGGCUGGCCCCCCGGGGCCUUUCCGGCCCCUCUGGGCCGUCCUGGCUUUUGCUCUCCCUGCUCUGCUCCUCCUGGUCUCCUAUGGAAGCAUCUUCCGUGUGGCAAGACUGGCAGCCCUGCGCCCACCGCCCCCUGCUCCCGGCCCCCGGCCCCGCUCAGACUCCCUGGACAGCCAUCUGUCCAUCCUGCCGCCCAGGCCGGCUGGCCCACACCUGGUAGGGGGCAAGGCAGCCCUGACGUUGGCACUGGUCGUGGGCCAGUUCCUUGGCUGCUGGCUGCCCUUCUUUGCUGCGUGUCUGCUGCCUGGUCGGUGGAGCAUAGGGGUGGAGGUGGCCCUCACCUGGCUGGCCUACUCUUCCUUUGCUGCCCACCCUUUCCUCUACGGCCUCCUGCAGCGGCCAGUGCGUGAGGAGCUUAGCCGUCUGGCCCGAGCCUGGCUCCAAGCAGUUCCAGGGCCCUGGCACUGCCCACCAGGAGCUUGGCUCCCCCAGAGCUUCCUGAAGCUCCUCCGGGGUGACCCAGAGAGCCCAGCCCUGGAUCCUUCUGCUGGCCAGGAAGCCAACACAAUGACUGCAGAGGGGCCUGGCCUGGACCAGGGAGAGACCACCUGAAAGAGGAGACUGUGCGGGGAGAAAGGCAGAGCAGGGGAAUCCUGUGAUAUGAGAGAUGGAAGCCAGCCAGCAAGUCAGACACCCCCCUGCCCAGAAGUUGUCAUGGUGUUCUUGUGCCGUGUCCAUCCUGAGCCUCCAGGCCUCUGCUAGCGACCAGAGUCCCCGAGGAGUCUCUGUCCCCGCUGCGUCGUACCAUGAGCCUCCCCUGAGCCCAGCCAACCCAGCCCCUCUCUGCUCCUCAGAGGAUGCAGUCUCCCCCCUCCCCCAUCUCCCUGGGCCCUCCUUCCCCAAGGCCUCCCAACCUGGCAGUGGGGAGUAAAGGACUCCUCCCUGUACUCCAUCCUUCACUGCUGCCCAGCAUCUCCUGCCCAGACCCCCACCCCUACCCUGUGCUCAGAUCAGCAAGGUUUCCUGCACUGCCUCAAGGAGGUAACUAGAGGAGGCAGCAGAAGCCUUCUCCGGGUUGGGAUUGGCUUUAAGACUCCAGCAUAUUCUGGGAAAGGGUCACCACCCUGGCGCAGGUGCCUGGAAAGGAUGACCUUGAAGUCCCUGGCAGCCAGAGGAUCGAUGCCUGGGAGAAGGAUAAAAAGUCAGGCUGGACUGGAUGGGGCCAAGAGCCAGAUCCAGGACUGCAGGAUCAGGGAUCCUCAGACAGCUGCUGGGCCUGGGGGCAGAGAGCCGCUGGGGGGAGAGACAGUGAGGUGGCCCUUGGGCCAUGGGAAGGUGUGGGAAAUGUGUGCUGUUCACAAUGACCUCCGUCUCACCUCCCCGCCCCCUUCCCCGAGUCACACUGGAGACACCCAGGUCACCGAGAAUAUUUA